AUGAAUAAUUAAUUAGAAAAGAAAUGUGCUUAACAUGAUUAAGAAUUUUAAGCUGCCAAUAUAGGGUUAGAUAAUAAUGAUAAAAAUAAUUAUAAAUGUCCUCAAUGUUUAUACGAACUAAUAAAUCCUUAAGAGAUGAUACUUAUUAAUGAAUCAAAGAGAUAACUUGAGAAAAAAAAUAAAUAAAUCUUUGAAUACAUCGAAGAAUAAAGCAAAAAAAAAAUAAAUUUAGCUAAUAAUCUAAAAAAUAGUGUCUCAGAAUUAAAAGGUCCUCUAAAAUAAUAGUUUAGCAAAAUUAAUGGGGAGAUUGAUUUGUUUAAAAAUUAAACUGAAGAUAGCGAUAUAAUUCCUCCUGAAAACCUAGAAAUUGAUUUAACGUUAUUAACUGAUGAAUAAAGGAAAUUUUAAUUAGAUAAAGUAUUAGAAAAGGAUUCAUUGUUGUUGAAGUCAUUGCUCAAUUAAUCUUAAUUUUCUGAAAUAUCUAGUCUUACAAAAUAAAAGUUGAUAGAGAUUAUUGCUAAGAAUUAUGAAAUACCGAAACUACAUAUCGAGAGUGAAGAUGAAAGAAAUUAAAAAACUAAGGUAAUUAUUAUUAUCAAUUUAGUCAACUCCAGCAUUAAAGUUUCUAUGUUAAAGACAUGAUUAAUAAAUUAUCAUGGUUUAACUUAAUGAAAAGAAUUAAUUUUAAAAUUACUCUUGUGUUUAAUGUAUUUCAGAAAAAUAAGGAAAAUACAUAACACUUCUUUAAUUGUAGUAAUCUUUUGAAACUUACUAUAAAUUAUCUGGAAAAUCGUUAAAAUAUUGUUAAUAAUUAAGGGAGCAACACACAAAUGAAAUUAUAAAAAUUUGUAAUUAAUUACGAAAUAAAUAUAUUGAAACCAUAAAUUUACUAAUUAAAUAAUUAGAAGAAAAUUAUAAAUCAUUUGAAAAGAUAAUAAAUACAAAUUUAUAAUUUAAGGACCAAAAUAUCUUGUUAUUUGAAUAAGAAUAAUUAUUAUAAAUAUUAAAACCAAUAUAUGAGGAUGACAAUCCAAACCAUUAUUUUAAACUAAUUGAAAAAUAAUUAGAAUUAGAUAAAGAAUUAAAUUUCAAAUUUGAAUAAUAAAUGUAAGAAUUAAUUGAGUUUAAAAUGCACAAUUUAAAUGUAAUUAAGCUUGAAUAAUUUAAUCAUUAAAUCAUAUUGAAAAAAGUAGAGAAUCAAAUAGAAUCAUAAAAAUUAUAUUAGUAAGAUGAAGAGAUUAAUUCAGAGAUUGUUAAUUUAGAAAAUGAAAUAAAUAUUUUUCUUACAAAAAAAUGAUACAAUGUGUUUUAAAUGAAUAAUUUUAACAAUCAUUCCAAAACCGGGAUAAGUUAUACAAUAAUUAAACACAAUUAAUCUAAAAUAUCGUCAAAUUAUAAGAUACAUUAAAAAGACAACAAAAUUGUGCAAAAGAGCAAACAUCUUUUGCAUAAAAUUUUUAAACGAAAAUAAAAUAUUUAGAAAGUUUAACAACCUUACUAAAUUCCUAUUCUUUUUGUAAUUAAAUAUAAAAAGAAGUUCAAAUUUAAACCAAUGAAACAAUUGCAAGCACUAAUUUGAAAAUAAAUGAGGUUUUAUAUUUAAGAUAAUUGUUAGUAUAAGGAAAAAAUUAGUGAACUUGAAUAAGAAGUCCAAUCAUUAAAAAAAGAGACUUUAUCAUUAAUAUUAUCAAAUCCUUAUUAGCCAUAAUUUAAUAAUAGUUAUAAAUUUACUUCUUACUAAGUAGUUAAUUCGAAAUUAGUUUCAGGUAAACAAUUUUAAUCAUACAAUUAGAUACUUAAAAAGGGUUUGGAUUAGCUAUUAUGCAACCUCCAUUACCUAAAGAUAAAGUAACAUCAUUCAUUUUAAAAAUAAAUGUAAAUAUCUUUAAUUUUUCAGAAAUACGAUUAAUGGGCAGGAAUUGGAAUUUGCCACCUGUAAACAGCCUAAAGCUUUGGUUACGAUAUUAGUUUAAAUUAUUAAUAAAAAAACCAUAAUACUUAUCUUUUAUUUGGUGGUGGAUUUAGAAUGUCAAGCUAUUAAGGUUAUACUACUGGAAUUAACUUUACUUACAGUGCAAGUAGCUUUAUUCAUUGUUAAUAUGAUCCAAUAAAUUGUAAGUUAAAUUUAUUGCAUAUAAAUGUAUAAAUUAAAUAAAUUAGGAUGGAAAAACAUAUUAAUUAGAUUUAGGUAAUAAUAGUUUAGAAAUGUCUCCUUGUGUUGUGCUAUUUGGAGCAGAAAUAGAACGAAUAUGA
Messenger RNA from Paramecium sonneborni, 2253 nucleotides. The record is from the annotation of a GenBank genome assembly. NCBI's taxonomy places the organism in Eukaryota, Ciliophora, Oligohymenophorea, Peniculida, Parameciidae.